Messenger RNA from Daucus carota subsp. sativus, 2314 nucleotides. Its product is annotated as CDPK-related kinase 3. The coding region runs from base 152 to 1915 and encodes 587 amino acids. The record is from RefSeq and is a predicted model, not a curated record. Gene Ontology annotation, molecular function: calcium/calmodulin-dependent protein kinase activity; calcium ion binding; calcium-dependent protein serine/threonine kinase activity. Gene Ontology annotation, biological process: intracellular signal transduction; peptidyl-serine phosphorylation; protein autophosphorylation. NCBI's taxonomy places the organism in Eukaryota, Viridiplantae, Streptophyta, Magnoliopsida, Apiales, Apiaceae. Gene Ontology annotation, cellular component: cytoplasm; nucleus. The transcript is spliced from 11 exons.
GACCCUCCAAUCCGUUGACUUUCUUUCAUCUCUCCGUUUGACUCCUUCUAUACUAAACCCACCUAAACACACACACACACAGAGAAACGCAAGAAACGAAAACCAAGAAGCUCCCUCCUGCUACUGUCGCUGCUGCUCAUUUCAAUCUCAAAUGGGGCAGUGUUACGGCAAGACCAUCCCUUCAGAUGACCCCACAAACGCCAACGCCACCACUAUAACCCACUCUCCCCUCCCUUCCUCCGCCUCCAAGCCCACCCCGGCAAGAACUCCGGCCAGAUCAUCCAACACCAAUCUCUGGCCUAGCCCAUUUCCCCAAGAUGGUCAAAGCCCACUUCCUGUUGGGGUUUCUCCAUCGCCUGCAAGAUCAACUCCUAGGAGGUUUUUUAAACGGCCCUUUCCUCCUCCCUCUCCGGCGAAGCAUAUCAAGGCUUUGAUUGAUAAGAGGUUUGGGAAGCCCAAGGAAGGCCCAAUUCCUGAAGAUGGGGGAUUGGUGGUUUCUGAUAGUGAUCAGCAAUUGGAUAAGAAUUUUGGGUUUAAUAAGAAUUUCGGGGGUAAGUAUGAAUUGGGGAAGGAGAUUGGUAGGGGGCAUUUUGGUCAUACUUGUCAUGCUAAAGGGAAGAAAGGUGAUCUCAGAGAUCAUCCUCUCGCUGUCAAGAUCAUUUCUAAAUCAAAGAUGACUACAGCUAUAUCAAUUGAAGAUGUACGCAGAGAAGUAAAAAUAUUGAAAGCUCUAUCUGGGCAUAAGAAUUUGGUCAAAUAUCAUGAUGCCUGUGAGGAUACCAACAAUGUUUACAUAGUCAUGGAGUUGUGUGAAGGUGGAGAACUGCUCGACAGAAUAUUGUCACGAGGUGGCAAGUAUACAGAAGAGGAUGCAAAGCUUAUUGUUGUUCAAAUUUUGAGUGUGGUUGCUUUCUGUCAUCUUCAAGGAGUUGUACACCGCGACUUAAAGCCUGAGAAUUUCCUAUUUAGCUCAAGAAAUGAAGAUGCAGAUAUGAAGCUUAUUGAUUUUGGUCUUUCUGAUUUUAUUAGACCAGACGAAAGGCUCAAUGACAUCGUUGGAAGUGCAUACUAUGUGGCACCAGAAGUCCUACAUAGGUCAUAUAGUGUGGAAGCAGAUAUCUGGAGUAUUGGUGUCAUUACCUAUAUAUUGUUAUGUGGAAGCAGGCCAUUCUGGGCAAGAACAGAAUCAGGAAUUUUCCGUGCUGUACUGAGAGCUGAUCCCAACUUUGAUGAUAUGCCUUGGCCUUCUGUAUCACCAGAAGCAAAAGACUUUGUAAAAAGGCUUCUGAACAAAGACUACAGGAAAAGGAUGACUGCUGCACAAGCUCUAACUCACCCAUGGUUGCGAAGUGAAAGCCAUCCUAUACCGCUAGAUAUAUUAAUGUAUAAAUUGGUAAAGUCGUACCUUCACGCGACACCUUUCAAACGUGCAGCACUGAAGGCUUUAUCAAAAGCAUUGACUGAGGAUGAUUUGAUUUACCUUAGAGCUCAAUUUAUGCUCAUGGAACCUAAUAAAGAUGGCCGUGUUUCCCUUGAUAACUUCCGAACAGCUCUCCUACGAAAUGCGACUGAUGCAAUGAAGGAAUCACGGGUUCCUGAUAUUCUUAAUUCGAUGGCACCUCUUUCUUAUCGGAAGAUGGACUUCGAGGAAUUCUGUGCUGCUGCAAUCAGCACAUACCAACUUGAAGCUCGCGAAGAGUGGCAGCAUAUCGCAUCUACAGCAUUUGAGCAUUUUGAACAGGAGGGUAACCGUGCAAUCUCAGUGGAGGAAUUAGUACGGGAGCUGAAUGUUCCUCCUACAGCUCAGUCUGCUCUUAAAGAGUGGAUCAGAGGAGAUGGGAAGCUCACUUUGCUUGGCUAUACCAGAUUUUUGCAUGGCGUGACUCUUCGCAGUUCAAAUACAAGACAUCAGUAGCUUUUUCUAGAAUUUGGCAAAGGAUAGCAAUUGAUUAUUAUGGCAUUCAAAGGAUUUGAAGGUAGGUCUUUACCCUUUAGAGGCGGGAGACAAAAAUUGUGUACAAAUGAAAUAUAGUAGUCAACGGGGAUUCCGUCUAGGCAAUUUAAAUUGGCAGAAAUUUUCCUUGUUGUCCAAGUCCUUUCCAUAUUGCAGAAAUUCGUUCAGGUUUGAGCUUGAAGCUCUAAACCUUGUAAAAGUUUGUUUGUAGAACAUUCUGGUCUUAAAAUCUGGUCCGGCCGUUGUGUUUGAAUCUGACAUAGAAGGAUUUUUCUGGCACGGACUAUUUCAAGUGCCUUAAAACUCUUGUGCAGUUAAUGGAUUCAAAACAAUAAAAAUAGAGAUUUGAUAUUUCUUGAA